Molecule: messenger RNA, 4282 nt
Organism: Caenorhabditis elegans
Lineage: Eukaryota; Metazoa; Nematoda; Chromadorea; Rhabditida; Rhabditidae
Gene: fnip-2
Product: UDENN FNIP1/2-type domain-containing protein
Source: RefSeq, marked reviewed
AAGCUGUGCUCAACUCAUCGCCGAGCUGCAGCACCGCCCAGUUUUUCUGUACAUUUGACGCAAAAAUCUGAAAAUUACUAUCGAAAUGGCAUCGUAUGUUCGACAAUUUUUCAGGGCAAAACGUCGGAAAACUGAUUCAUCAUCCGAAGAAUCCGAUCAUCAGUUCGCGUCGCCCACCUCACCACGUCCAUCAAGUUCCGACUCAUUCGGACCGUCGGCAGCACCGUCCACGUCACUUUCACCGCCAUUUCUGAGCCCAUCGUACUCAAUGGAUUACAUCAUCGAGGCGAUGACGUCAUCAUCGUCAACGUCACCAGUACCACCACCAGUGUCGGCUUCUAGGCCAGUGGCACCGGUGGUGGCAAGAGUUGAAGGGCUCCGAGCGGUGCCGGUUGGGCAUCGAAGACAGCACUCGAGCCCCGGUCACCUGCAACAAUUCCAGCAGGAGCUUCACGCUCGUCACCAUCACGCAAAUAUCACUCGGCUCAACAAAAAACGACGGAAUACCGAUACGGGAUACGAUCCGGAGGCUCGGCCACCGAAAUUCAAGCACCGAAGUCCAUUCUAUCAAAGCAGUUGCUGCCUGAAACCAACGGAUCUUCGUAUGCUUCUAAUCGAGGCGGAAUCCCGUGUACUGUACGAUACGGCUACAGUAAUCCCAACGCGUAACGGGACCCAUCAGAAUGCCAGUUCCAUCUCAGCGUGUGGAGAAUUUCAAUUUUUGCGAAAAAGAAAGGAUACGCGAAAGUUGUCGCAAAUGAUUUUUGGCGCCGUGCCAAAUUUGAAGACUAAUGAAUCGUUUAGGAUUCAUGUUUUGGAAGACGAGGAAACAAUCCUGGUGAGCAAGACGUUUGCAAUUCCGAAAUAUCGCAAAGGUGCUCUACCGGCCGCUGCUGCAGCAGUAGUUCGAAAUGAAGCAUUAAUGGAUUCGUCGGAUUCUUCGGACUCGCAGAGCACAGUAAAAUCGCUCGAUGGAUGGAGAACCCGUACUUCUCGAUCAAUUAUGACAACUCCUGAGGCAUUUAGUCGUGUUCGACACAUAUCUAUAACAUUCGGAGAGCAACAGCAUGACAUUGAUACGGACCACUCGAAUCAACAUUUUGGCUCGCCGAGCUCGUUGCACAGCAGCCUACCGAGAGCUUUUUCCCCUCCGCAUAAGAUUUCCAAAGCGAGAAGACGUCAAUUGGCGGUUACUACGAGUUUAAGCGAGACUUCCGCGUUCCCAAUACCAUCAAGCCUGAAGGCUCGUUCACGGAUGAGCUCAAUGAGCUCAACACAAGCAGACGAUGAGCAUCCGAUUUCGAUGCAAAAUAUGCGAAAUAUCGCGUUGGGCAUUCUGGUGCCGAUUAAACAGCGGUUUUUUCUAAUGCAGCAUAUACCCCUAAUCGAAGCUGAAAUGUCAAGAUUUGAGUCGCGUGUCGUCACGGCAGCCCUCCAUCCAUCCACAUUUCUUCAAAAUAUCUCAAAAUCAUGGGAAGAGCUCACCGAAACAGUAUGCCAACUGCACAAUGCACCGAGACUUCGACAUCCAUAUUGGCUCGCAUUGAAUGAGAAAUGUCAUUUGGAUGGACGUACGUUGGCCACUGAAUUCUGUGAGCAAUUGGCUUAUUUGGUACGACGAUACGAUCGGAAAGAGGCUGGAUAUUUUCUAUCAAAUCUGGUAACCGCUCUUCUGAUGCACCAUAUGUCAUGGGUUGCAAGUGUUGCCUCGCCGCCACUCCAUAACGCCGAUUCGAAAGAUCAAAUUGACGAGAAUUCCCUAUUCGGAAUGAUGUCAUCAGGAGCUCCGACGGUCGGCUACAAUGCACUAAUGGCUCAAUAUUUGGAGAUUUCUGGAGCGUGUGGUAACAUGCGUUCGGCGAAAAUCUGCGUUGUAGGCGAAGAUUUGGAAGUUCUCGCGUCCGUUUGUUCGGUGCUCUCGUUUUUCAUUCGAUGCUCCGCCGUUCAGCACGUUGACAACGACAAGAUGUGGGAAGUACCCACGGAGCAGCCAUUCUCUCCGUGUGACGUUUCGAACUCGCCGAGCACAAGUUGUGCUCAUCAGCACCAGCAGCAGCAGCAGCUCAAAAAUGGCUACCAACAUCCCGAGGAGACGUCGUCGGUGGCAAUGAUGAGACGACUGAGGAAUAAUAAUCAAAUGGAUACUUCUUCCACGCCGUCCACGUCCACGGCCGCCGCACUUUUGGAUGCCGAUGUUGAGAUGGUGGUGCAGACUACUACCGAGAUCACCUCAACCACGACGACGACACCCCGACAUCAUCAUCUUCAUCAUCUUCACAGUGUCACAAUCGAUCGUCUCGAUUUUCCGUGUUGCCCGACAAUUGCCGACGAUGCGGAUAUGUGGGUUCCGCAGCGGCCGAACUCUGAAGGACUCGGUAGAUCAAUGUUCGCCGGCCCUCUUAACAAUUAUUGCUCGCAUUUUGUACUGUCGGCUGUGCAGAAGACUGAUACCAAUAUGCCUGAAGUUUAUUCUAGAAUGUUCGACGAAGUCCGGUGUACCGAUUUUCCGUGUCACCGUUCGGCAACUGCUACGCCAUCACAAUCGACGUCAUCAAUGUGUGAUCCGGCAAUGAAUCCGGAAAAUGUGCUAAUCAUUGCGGAUAUCGAGCAACUGACAGUAAAAGUGCUCUCAACAGAAGGAUCAGAUGAAGUGACGUCACCAUCCGAAUCAAUUGUCGCAAUGUUGGAACAAUUUGUUGGAAUUCAUAAUGCUGUACCGGCGAAUGCCGAGUUUUUAGUCGGAAUUAUUGAGGAUUCAUUGGCUCAUAUUGUUGGAAAAAGUUUGACACUUGUCGAACUUGUCAGAAGUGAUCAAACGAAAAACCCGAAUUCCCUACAAUUAACACCGGAUCGUGUUCGUACAAUUAUUGGUUGUGAUCAUUCGGAUCUUCGUCUUAUCGUCAAUGUUGCAGCCGUCUACUGGCCUCCUGUUCUCCAAUCCGUGCUCGGAUGAGCUCCGACACCUUAAAAAAUCGUCGAGAUUUUCUCAAAAAAUCAUUCAAAAAACGGGAAAACUCUUUCCUUGCGCCGGUGUGUGUAUUGUUAUUUAAUAUUAAUACUACUAAUUUACUAAUUAUUUUUUGUUCUUUUGUUCUUUUUUUUUAAAUUGUAAAUUUCCCCCUUUUUCAAGAAAAAGUUGAUUAAGCCAUUUUUCGUAAAAUUAUAUAUCGAAUUUUUGGGAACAAAUCGAGAAAUUUUGAAGAAAUUCGAUUUUUCUUACAUUUUAUUAAUUUUCUGCAAAAAAAACUCCAAUUUUCAAUAUUUUUCUUCAAAAGUUGAUGACAAAAAGAACAAAAAAUUCGAUUCCGGAAAACUCGAAUUUUAAAAUUUUUGUGAAUUUUUUUGAAAAAAGUCAAUAAUGAUCGAUUUUUUGUGAUUUUUUCGCAAAAAAAUCAAUAUUUAUCGAUUUUUGUGAAUUUUUUCUGAAAAAAAUCAAUAUUUAUCGCCUUUUUGCGAUUUUUCUUGCAAAAAUAUCAAUGAUUAUCGAUUUUUUGUGAAAUUUUUUAGAAAAAUCAAUAAUUAUCGAUUUUUAUAAAUUUUUGUGGAAAAAAUCAAUAAUUAUCGAUUUUUUGUGAUUUCAUUUUAUUAAUUUUCUGCAAAAGAAAAAUUACGAAUUUUCGCAAAAAAAAAAUCGAUAAAUCAACUCCAAUUUUCAAUAUUUUUCUUCAAAAGUUGAUGACACAAAAAGGACAAAAAAUUCGAUUCCGGAAAACUCGAAUUUUAAAAAUUCAAAAAUCGACAGAUUUCUGCUAAUUUUUGAUCAUUUUUCUGGAAGAAACGAUAAAAAACAUUUCCAUAAAAUCGAUAAAUCCGCUUAUUUAUUCCACUUUUUCCUUUUUUUUUCUGAAAUUUCCGAAAAAAUCCCCUAACGAUUUCUAAUCAAUCUUUUCUUCUCUGUCCAAUGUGUUUUUUUGUUUUUUUUUCUCGGCCGGUUUCAAACGAUACUCCGCCGGAAUAUCGGAGCAUCGUCUUGUUUCUUGUUUCUUGUUUCUCUUCCCUUUUUUUGAUGUUUUAUUAACAUAAAAUGUAAUGUAUAUCAUUGUAAAUCACCCCCAUUUCCUCCCCCUUCUAUCUUUUCCCGAAUCCACCACACACAUUUCAGCGGGUUUAUGAUUGUUUUCUUUGUCGGCGGUUUUGCUUCGAAAAAUCGAUAAUCAAUCGAUUUUUUGGAUUCGAUUUUCCGCCUUUCUCCUCCUAUCCAUCCUGUCAAACGGGAAUUUGAUUAUUAUUAUUGUUAAUUUGUUUUUCUCCUCUGUACAGAAUAAAUUUUUGAUUAACGAUG